UCUCUCUCUUGACUUGACUCUUUGAGUGAAGAGAAGAAGAUUUGUUAGCUUUAAGCUUAGCAACAGCUAACUUCCCUUCUCUCUCUCACUGUCAAAACACUGAACCCUAAAAAAACCCAAAAACCAUGAAAUCCGCUCAGGAGGAGAACAUUGUGUUCAUUUCCGGUGGUACAUCGAAGAAGAGACGAGCAGCUGCAUCAGAUCAGUGUGUGCAAGUUCCGGUUUCGUCGAAAAAGCGAGCCGCUCUGGGAGAGAUUACAAACUUCACAAACUCCCUACCGACUGUGAAAUCAGUCAAUGUAGUUGUUGAAAAAGCCAAGAACAAGAUCGUAUUGAAGAAGCGGAAAGUGAAGGAAGAGAAAAGGAAAUUAGAAGCGGAAAUUGAAGCCGUUUACGCGACUGAUAUCGAUAAAUAUGUUCAUUUCAUGGAGGUUGAAGAUAAGAGAAGGCCAAUGUAUGAUUAUCACUGACGGACCUACAGCUGGGCUAACCUGGGUUUUAUUUAUUUAGCCCAGGUAGCCGUCACAGCCCAAAAUCCUAAAAAUGUGAAUUAUUAUGCUCGACAAGGUUAUUACCCCGGACAACAAAAAUAAUUAAGAGUUCUUGGAUCCGUCCCUGAUGAUUAUAUGGAGAGAAUUCAAGAAGAUAUAACAAUUCAAAUGCGAGCGAUUUUGGUAGAUAGGUUGGUUAAAAUAGCUCAAGUGUAUGAAUUUGUGGAAGAUACACUUUAUCUUACUGUCUCUUACAUUGAUAAAUUUCUUUCGUCGAAAUCUGUUCAUCGACAAAGACUUGAAUUGCUUGGUCUUUCGUGUAUGUUUGUUGCGGCAAAGUACGAGGAAAUUGAUCAUCCUAGUAUGGAAGAGUUUAGUUGUAUAACGAAUAAUGCUGGUAUUACUAAGGAUGAAAUGUUGAAGAUGGAAAGGGAAAUACUUAGAUUGUUGAAUUUUUGUUGGAUAUUUUCAACGUUUUCAAGGUUUGUCGCUACGCAGAGCAGAAUCCGAGACAGCGUCUCGUAGAAUUUUUUUUCUGGUUUUACUUUGUAAAAUUUAGAAGUUUCCAUUCAAAAUUGAACAGACGCGUCUCUUCCCAUAAGCCACCAUUAAUGGCUUUUGGAAGCGUCC
Papaver somniferum (opium poppy) is the source of this 1121-nucleotide messenger RNA. RefSeq lists its product as uncharacterized. The coding region runs from base 126 to 470 and encodes 114 amino acids. The record is from RefSeq and is a predicted model, not a curated record. The transcript has 2 exons. Lineage: Eukaryota; Viridiplantae; Streptophyta; Magnoliopsida; Ranunculales; Papaveraceae.